Cooperia oncophora is the source of this 1665-nucleotide messenger RNA. The record is from the annotation of a GenBank genome assembly. NCBI's taxonomy places the organism in Eukaryota, Metazoa, Nematoda, Chromadorea, Rhabditida, Trichostrongylidae.
AUGUACUGCGCAAUCGGACAAUGUCGAUGUUUGUCAACGUACAUUGCUGUUGAUGCUUACUGCUACGAACGCAUAUCGCCAUCGGAAUCUGGUUGCUUCUAUGAUGUCCAGUGUUCGGCUGUAUGGCCAGAUGCCUUCUGCAAGAAUGGGCAAUGUCACUGCCCUAGUCAAGACAUGACUGCUGUCAAGACAAGGGAUGGUAUGCUCUGCGUAUGGUCGAGCUCGACGGAUCCUUCCUGCCCACUUCCCUCGCUUCCACCGCCAGACUCUGCUGCCGCCUUGGUUGUCCUGCCAGCUCCAUCGGCUAAGAAUACAGUCAGCAUAGCGGCGUGCAAUCCACAAGCGUCAGCAGUCCCAUCAACGGAGGAAGUACUGAUAUCUCGGGCGCAGGAUUACAAAUGUGCUGUACGUGGAACGGUAGAAGAUCCAGCUCCAAGAGAUGUUUCUGAUCUAUAUGACUGCAUCGACAACAGUAAAUUCUGGCAAGGACAAGGUCUCGACAUAAAUAAGCACCCGAUUGGAGUUUGCUGUAUGAAUAGAGCAUUCACCUGCCUGCAGCCAAAGAAAGGCGAGUCAGAUCAGUUGGGUGCGGUGCCUCGAUGGUGGUUCAAUGGCGUUAUCGGUUCCUGUCAACAAUUCCUCUUCGACCCCACAUCAUCCGAUGUCAGCCCCAAUAAUUUCGAAACCGUGGAUCAUUGUGAAAGCUUUUGCAAAGAUGCUUGCCCACGCGGAAAUCCCGCUUACAUACCGAUGCGAACAGAUUUUGGGCAGAUUCCACAAGGUGGUUGCACCAUUAGCCAACCGUGUCCGGAUCCCUACGAAUGUGUUGACCUAGCCAGUCAAAGUCUAUGCUGUCCAAGCAGAAAGACCAUCUGUAGCGAAAUGGGUGGACGCUUGAAGAAUCCUCUUCGCAGUACACCGUACGACGCCGGUAUGCGCUUUGAUCAAUUGACUGGAGAGCAGGCCAAUUAUGCAAUUGGUAUUAGUACCAGGUACUACUACAACUCCAUCGAUGGGCAGUGCCAUCCGUUCACGUACAACGGCUUCUUGGGCAAUUUCAAUAAUUUCAACACUCAAGCAGACUGCCAGCUUUUCUGUGCACGAUUGCAAUGUCCCCAUGGAAGCCCACUGACUACCGGACAUGGUGUGCCGCAACGUUGCCAACGAGAUAUGGAUUGCCCAUCGACUCACACCUGCACAACUGAGCAUGCUGUUUGUUGUCCGACUCCGCAAACCCUAUGCACGGAACCAUUACGUGUUGGAGACUGCAAGCAAUCUGUGAGGCAAUUCUGGUACAACGCCGAGACUCGAACCUGCGAGAGCUUCCUUUACACCGGUUGCCAAGGCAACAACAACCGUUUCCAUUCAGUGAAUGAAUGCCAGAAAUUCUGUAAGAAUAUCAACGGUGAGCCAACCUUUCACUUUAUGUGUAUGGAACCCAAAAAGCUAGGCCGAAAUGCCAACUCUCAGGGCAGAGCCUAUGUGGACUAUUCCGGAAAGUUCCUACAAUGUGGUGAAGGAAUCGGUGGAAACGCUUGUCCAGCGAACUACGAAUGCAUUUUUGACGUAAGCAAAGGUGUCACUUGUGGAUCUGGCUCUAGCUAUCGUUUCUACUACAAUAAUCAUUUGAAGGUAAAUCACGUUGGAGUUAGAAGUUUGUGGUAG